This is a messenger RNA of Corythoichthys intestinalis (scribbled pipefish), 1592 nucleotides long. RefSeq names its product polymerase (DNA-directed), epsilon 4, accessory subunit (gene pole4). Gene Ontology annotation, cellular component: nucleus; epsilon DNA polymerase complex. The transcript is spliced from 5 exons. The record is from RefSeq and is a predicted model, not a curated record. NCBI's taxonomy places the organism in Eukaryota, Metazoa, Chordata, Actinopteri, Syngnathiformes, Syngnathidae. The coding region runs from base 914 to 1360 and encodes 148 amino acids. Gene Ontology annotation, biological process: DNA-templated DNA replication. Gene Ontology annotation, molecular function: protein heterodimerization activity.
UGUAAACUACAGUAUGUCAUACAACAUGAACACUAAAUUUGAUCAUGAAUUAAAAAUUAGGUAACGCAAUUAAUAACUUUAUGAAACAAGUGUCUUUUUUUUUAAUCUUGCCAAUAUUUUUAAAAUGUUUAUUAGUCUACUGCAUUCAGUGAUUAAUAACAAAAUUUUAAUUUUGUCCACCCCUACUAUAGUAUGCUAUAAUUUGUUUUAUUUAAACCCUGAUUUACAAUCAAAUGUUUUUUUUAAUUAAAAAAAAAAUUCUACAUGGGAACAGGCUCUGUGCAGUAGUCCAGUAUGUGCAGUGGGUAAGUAGUAGCUGGUUCAGUCAGUCCUCAAAAUGGCAAGGAUUAACUCUUUUAGACACAGCAUUAGUGUGUCUGUUCUAAUUGUGGAUGCCUGUUGGGACUAAAAGUCAGGUCAGAAUGGAAUACUGCCAUAACAGAGAAAAGUCAUUUUAAUUUGUUGUUUUUAAAAGUAUGUUCAAAGGGGAAGUUCAGAAUUUUUGACACUAGGCUUAAUCUUCCAAGUUAGCGGGGGUUUAAUUAGUGUGUGAAGUUGAUUUCAACAAAUUCCGUAGCAUUCAAAUAAACAAAUUAAAUUAACAGAUCUAAUAUAGCCAAAUAAAUUCAAAAUGCAGCUCAUUGUUUAAAACACCCAUGCAGCCAAAACAAUGCCACACCAAACUGUCAUAAUUCAUUUUUAUUCUGCUUGACAAUUUUUUUUUUUUAGAUGCGUAAUGCAAUCACAACAGAGAAAAGUGCUUCGGCCACUCAUGCUCAGUCUGCUGGGGUGUCCCUUUCGUUCCCACACACACACACACACAAAAAAAAUUCAGCGGUGAAAAAAACAAUGUGAUAUCACUCCGCUCUGCUUGCCUAGACAGCCUGUUCCCUGCAGAGCCGCUGGAUUACAAAUGCUGGUGUUCAUACUACAAUUAUUGACAUGCAAUGAGGAAGAAAAAGAGAAAAUGGCAGCCACAGUGGCGGUACCCGUCGCCCACGCAGACCAUGAGUCCGACCGCUGUGCGAGCGAGGAGGAGUGCCGUGGUGCCGAUGCGCUAGAUGAAGGCGUUCAGCAGCAGGCGACGGGCCCCACGGCCGCAGUGGGCCACAACCGGCUGUCCAAGCUACCGCUGACCCGCAUUAAGGCCUUGAUGAAGACCGACCCAGACGUGUCCCUCGCCAGCCAGGAGUCUGUCUUCAUCAUCGCAAAAGCCACGGAGCUGUUUGUUGAGAUGAUCGCCAAAGAUGCUUUGGUAUAUGCUCAGCAAGGCAAGAGAAAAACAUUGCAAAGAAAAGACCUGGACAAUGCGAUCGAGGCCAUAGAUGAAUUUGCAUUUCUGGAAGGCACAUUAGAUUAAAUGGUGUCUGCGGAGAUGAGAGCAGAAAGAUGACACCAUCCAAUCAACUUUUUUUAAGAUGGUGUGAGAAAUCUUUUUUCAGACUUUGGAUAUUUUCCUCUGAUUUUCUAAACACUGUUUUUGAUGGAGGUGUGUCAUAUUUACAUUUGAAACGUGUGGCAAUUAUGAGUGUACAUUUUUUUGUAAAUAUUGGUGAAAUGUUUUCUUUCAUUGAAUAAAUGUAAAAUCCAGA